Molecule: messenger RNA, 2533 nt
Organism: Amphibalanus amphitrite
Lineage: Eukaryota; Metazoa; Arthropoda; Thecostraca; Balanomorpha; Balanidae
Product: E3 ubiquitin-protein ligase UHRF1-like
Exons: 9
Coding region: 156-1667 (503 amino acids)
Biological process (GO): negative regulation of gene expression via chromosomal CpG island methylation; protein ubiquitination
Molecular function (GO): ubiquitin protein ligase activity
Source: RefSeq, a predicted model, not a curated record
GUCGUGGUUUAUUUUUUUUCGAUAAAACCGGGAAUAACGCCGAACGCGAAUGCUAUGCUAUCGGUCCGACGGCCUUUCGGAAAUCCUUUUUCAGGCUUAGUUCAGCAUUUGCCCAUCUGUAUCUGGCAAAUUGUUGGUGAGCCUUUGCUCCUAUCAUGCCUGGGAAGGUGGAGGCCUUGAGCGAGCUGGAGAAGCUCCAGCAGCAGAAUCGCGAAGCCAACCGCAAGGUGCUUCAGGAGCUUGGUCUGCUUGAACCGUUACCACCUCUGCGAUCUGCGAUUCGUGUGAAGAAGCGACCAGCGCCUGCCAUCAAGAGCCGACCAGCCAAGAGGCCCCGUCCGCAGCCGGAGCGAGAUGAUGCUGAGUACGGCACUGAGCUGACAGAAGGACGCCGGCGGUCCACCCGCCAAUCGAACAAGCCGGUGAAGUUCUCCUCGCUGGACUACGGGUCUGACGUGGAGGACGACUCGGAGGACGAGGACUAUGAUGACGAGGGCGGCCGGCGGAGGGCCAGGAAACCGUACACGCCGCGCAUCCGCGUGUCCGUACCCAAGAACAGAGAGAAUGUGUAUGGAGCCAUUCCGGGUGUCGCCGUGGGGACAUGGUGGCAGACGCGGCUCGAGUGCUGCGCGGACGGCAUCCAUCGUCCCACGGUGGCCGGCAUCCACUCGGGGCCCAGCGGGGCGUACAGCAUCGCUCUCAGCGGAGGAUACGAAGAUGAUCUGGACUGGGGCGAAUGCUUCACCUACACCGGUGAGGGCGGCCGAGAUCUCAAGGGAACGGCUGCGCAGCCGAAGAACCUGCGCACGGCGCCGCAGUCCAAGAACCAGGAGCUGACCCGCGGUAACCUGGCGCUCACCAAGAACGUCGAGACGCGCACCCCGGUCCGGGUGAUCCGCGGCUACAAACUGCAGAGUCCCUACGCGCCCGAGGAGGGCUAUAGAUACGACGGUCUGUACUGGGUGGAGAAGUUCUGGCUGUGCCGCGGACAGUCUGGCUUUAUGGUCUACAAGUAUGCCAUGAAGCGCUGCGAGGACCAGCCGCCGCCUCCUUGGGAGAGCGGAGCUGACGGAGAUUCCGCCUCUUGUGAUGAGCCGAUAUCUGAUAAAGAGGAGGACAAGGAGGAAGAAAAGGAGAAGGGAAAUAAGGUCAGUAAGGCGAAGAACGGUAGGAGGGGACAGGGACGGAAGAAGAAGGGACCAAAAGCAGCGAAGGAUGACAGUGAAGUGUCUCCUGGUGAGGAGGAAGAUGGAAACGGGAUAGAAGAGGAAACUGGUAAGGACGAGCAACAGGAGAUGGACGAAGAAAACGAGAAUGGAACUGCACCAGUUGAGCAGAUGGAAGAAGAAAACAAUGGAAAGGAGGCCGCGGAUAAAGAGAACCAAGAGCAAGAGGCCACCGAUGAUAAGAUAGGUGAGACCAAGAAGGCGCCUGCAGUGCGUGGCAAGAGGGGAAGGAAAAAGAAGGAAACGAAGGCUGAUCCCACCAAUGUGCUGAAGAAGGCUGCUGAUAACGUAGAACCAACUGGUGAGGAGACUGAAGAAAACAAAGGAACGGCGAAAGAGGAAGAUGAUGGAAAAGAACAGGAAGGAGGCGAGAAAGAAGAUGCAAAAGAUGAAACAGAGGAAGAGGUGAAGGAGACUGAGAAAAAUGCUGACGAAGAGUGACCCAGUGACAGUUGAGGCGGAGCAUUAACGACGAUUUGAGAUAAAGUACAACGAACGUCACUGGAGACAGUGAAAAGGAUGAGAAGUCGGUGUCGGAUGGGUGGACGGAACAUGCAUGAGGCUUAUUAGAGACGGCUUCAGAGACGAAAUGAUGGAGUCAAAAAACUAGGUGCAUGGACGUGGCUGGCCUAUAAGAACCGCGGGUCGUGUGCCUUAAGACCAGAUAAGGACUUAGAGAACGUCAUUGAUGUGUCCGGCCCGCACUAGUGUAUACACAAUGGAGAGACCCCACGUGUAUCGUUCGACCGCUUCCGUUUCUAGCCUUUUCUGGUCGAGCCGUGCGCUGUAGUGAUUUUUGGCGGCAUGCUACUGCCGGUGCUCGUGAACGGGAAGCGCGCUUCUCAGCAUGUGCGGUUUUAUAAGGUAUGUGAUUGCUUGGACUGCGGUAAAUGUGGGGUUCCCGUAGUUUUUUUUUCAUUGGUUUUGCAAGACUGAGCUUGUGCUUGUCUGUACCGAUGAAAGAUUGUCCAUGCCAUUUUGUCGUGUUUUGUAUUUGGGGACGUUAUUCACGGUUUUACUUCAAUUUUAUUCUUGCCUUCCGCGUACCGUUUUUAAACAUCGAUUUCAGAGAAGACGUGCAUUUAUUUCAUUGUUACUCAGCCAGAUCAAUAUUUCAUUCCAUGUUUACAACCGUGCCUACAACCAUAACAUGUGCAUUAAACAGUUUCAUAGUGUUUUAGGACUUUCGAAUCGGCCUGCCAUUGACCGCCGGGAGUACGCUGUUCAUCGAAUACCGUUGUGCCAUAAUUGCACUUCCCGUGUAUCAGUGUAAAUGACAUUUGAGGCAAUAAAUGUUCUUUUUUAAA